This is a messenger RNA of Medicago truncatula (barrel medic), 363 nucleotides long. RefSeq lists its product as uncharacterized. The transcript has a single exon. The record is from RefSeq and is a predicted model, not a curated record. Bases 1 to 363 code for a protein of 120 amino acids. Lineage: Eukaryota; Viridiplantae; Streptophyta; Magnoliopsida; Fabales; Fabaceae.
AUGAGUCAUCUCUUCAUAGGAUGCGAAUCUGUUGGAAGUGUCUGGGUUUUACUUUGUCACAGGCUUGGGUUUUCCUUUGUUCCUCCAGGUUCCAAUAAGGAUCAUUACUAUCAGUUUAUUCAUUUGGCGGGUUUGCCACGAUCUACUCACUUGUAUCUUAAGGUUAUUUGGCUUGCUUGUGUUUGGGCAAUAUGGAAGGUGCGAAACAACCGAGUUUUCACUGAUACGGUUAUUGAUCAUUUCCAUAUUGUUGAAAAAGUAAAGUUAAAUUCUUUCCUACGGCUAUCUUCGAACUUUGAGCCUAUUGCUUUUGAUUUUCACGAUCGGUGGAGACAUCCACUUUUUUGUAUGGGUGUCAUGUAA